UUUUGAAUGAGUAUAGUUGUAAUCUGAAUUAUAAUUAACCGGAAUUCGGAAAUAAGCAUAAAGGGCACUGACUAGCUGUACAGAUCAAGGUGUCUAAGAAACUUCAAAGAUAUCACAGGUCAAAAAGACCUAAUUGAAAUGCUCGACCAUUGAAAUUUCCUCAUUGUGGCUGGAUCAUGGAACAUAAACAAUUUUUCAGAUUAAGUUGACUAUGACAACAUAAUCCAAGGUGUAGAAGUGGGGUGAAUUAGGUCUUGCGUUGUUAUUGGAUACCAUAUCACGGGGAUUAUAGAUACUUUCUUUAGACAAAAUAUGCCAUUGUUCUUAAAAAUUUAGAAACUUAAAUCAAUCUUAACCCCUCUUAUUUACAUCUUGAACAGAAGGUUCUAUAAGCUUUAAGGCAAUGGAAGGUGUGACGAUAGCAACACAGCUCCUCCGUGCAUAGGGUAUCAUCAGCCUAUAACUCCUAAAAAUGUUCUUUAAUCUUUUGUUCUAUAUCAUAAUUGGUUCUUUAAUUGCUGAGAAACCACUUUUUUCUGUGGUGAACUAAAUUCAUGUGUUGUCUCGAGAAAAAGACAAGUUUUAUACUUAAUGCAAUAAAACAAAUUUUGUCACGCAGUUGGGUGGAAUUGAUGGCACCUGUGUUCUCAAAAGCAGCCUGGCGAUGUGCAUGGUAUAUGCUCCAGAAUGACUUGAUCCAUGCAUGGGGCCUGGAUUUCCAGCUUGGUUAUUGUGCACAGAGUGAUAGGACAAAAAAUGUUGGUGUGGUUGACUCUGAGUAUAUAGUUCAUUUGGGUCUUCCAACACUUGGUGUUUUAGAUGGCACCAAGGAACCAUCUGGCUUGCAAAGAGUUAAUAAUAGAACUGAAGUAAGUCCCUUGGUUUCACUAUAGGAAAGUGUAUCUUCUUUCUAGGAGUACUCUGUAGAUUCUGUUGGUUCUUUUAAUCUGUGUGCUCAAACAACACUAAAUCAUUGAAAUUGAAACUGAAGUCAUGCACAUAUAUAUUAUAUCAUGUGCUUUAAGCUACAAGGACAGUUGUAUCUCAGUGGUUUUUGAACUUGGAACAUGCUAUGUUGGUGGUGUGAAGCAAAGUCCAACGUCACCUUGGUACUAAAGUAAUGUGAAGUAAAGCGUGAGGGCAUUUUCAGCUCAACCCAAUGGUAUUAGAGCCAGAGUAUUCAAGGAUGGUUAGUGUGUGUCCCUGGUCUGCAUGCGGUAGGUGCUACCAGAUGAGCACGUUGCAAGUGAGGGAGGGUGUGAAGCAAAGUCCCACAUCACCUUGCUAGCGUGAGGGCACCCCGACCUCAACAACUAACUUUUGAAGUUGAGUUUUACCCAAGACCAUGUAACAUGAAGCUCUUUUUUUUCUUUGUUUAAUUAUCAAACUAGAAAGAGCAUUUUACAAGUUACGCGGAACUAGAGAAAAUCUUCAUGGGAAUGCAUGAAAUAUAUCCCUCCAAAAAAACACUAGUCUUGCAAUAUAUUCAUUUGCACUAGUCAUAAUGUUGCCAUUGCAAAAUAUGUUGAGGGAGUGAUAUUUUUUUAUUCUUGUUUCAUGGCAAGUAUGCUACAUUACUAUCUUGGAUUUUUUUUCGGCUUUUUUGUGUAAAUGAGCACUUUGUUUAUUUCAGUUUUUUUUAUUUAUAGUAAGGGCCGUUACUCUGAAAACUGAUGAUUUGUCUCCAUCACAUCUGUUUUCAUUCAUCUGCAUCUGUUCUUUGGGCACCAUUGAGUGAUGAUAUGUGUGCAAGUGAGGAGACAGUCCUUUAUGGAAAUGCAGAUUUUCAAGAAAAGAUGGAACAAUGCAGUGAAUGACGACAAAUGUUGGGUCAAUCCAUAGCAACAACCUAUUGAGCAGAAAAGCCGUUACCUUAUAAUCUAUACUACAU
Molecule: messenger RNA, 1891 nt
Organism: Camellia sinensis
Lineage: Eukaryota; Viridiplantae; Streptophyta; Magnoliopsida; Ericales; Theaceae
Source: RefSeq, a predicted model, not a curated record